Messenger RNA from Pangasianodon hypophthalmus (striped catfish), 2099 nucleotides. RefSeq names its product makorin, ring finger protein, 4 (gene mkrn4). Gene Ontology annotation, biological process: protein polyubiquitination. Bases 80 to 1246 code for a protein of 388 amino acids. The transcript is spliced from 8 exons. Gene Ontology annotation, molecular function: ubiquitin protein ligase activity; metal ion binding. NCBI's taxonomy places the organism in Eukaryota, Metazoa, Chordata, Actinopteri, Siluriformes, Pangasiidae. The record is from RefSeq and is a predicted model, not a curated record.
AAGCCACGCCCAGCAAUUAUAUAUACGGAGUGUAUUUCAUUAGAGAAGUGAGACGCUCAGGAGUACGUUAGUCUGCCAGAUGGAGAAAAAUACACAGGUCACAGAAGACCAGAGAGUACGUAAUGGUAUUUGUAGGCAGUUUGUGAAUGGCUCAUGCAGGUUUGGUCGGUACUGCUCUUAUCUGCAUGAAUAUCCUGCAGUGCCUUCAGUUCAAGUGUGCAGGUACUUCCAGAAAGGAGGAUGCUGGUUUGGAGAAACCUGCAGGUAUCUUCAUAUUGCUGGUCCAGACAGUGGGUCUUCUGGCGCCAGGCGUGGUUCGGCACCUGUAGUUAAUGCUUCUGCGUUGCCAGGUCAUGUUUCAGCUGAUCGACGGGGAUCUGAGCCUUCACUGUUCCCUGUGCUGGGUGCAUACAGCUGGAGACGACGAGGGUCUGAACCAUUGGUCACGAGUUUAAGCUACCAGCAGACUUCACAACGUCCAACUACAGAUAUUGCUGAGGAGGAAGAGCAUGCUGUGUUGGAAGCAGGGUCUAUACCUCACCAGCAGGAGGAGGGGUUGCGGCCACAGGUACCCUGCAGUAGUACAGAUGAAUCCACAGCUAAUGCUGCAUCUGAUGUUCAAGAGAAAACUGAUUCUAAAACAGACCAGCAGGGAGUCCGUCUGCAGGAGAGUGGUGGGCUGGAGACUGGUGCAACAGCAUCAGUUGACCAGGGACAAUCUGAGGCCUACAAUCAAAGCAAAGAUGUCUUCUGUGGUAUCUGCAUGGACAAGGUUUAUGAAAAAAGCACAGCGCGAGAAAGGCGCUUUGGAAUCCUGCCCAACUGCAGUCAUGCCUUCUGUCUUGGCUGCAUCAUGACCUGGCGAAAGACCAAAGACUUUCAGGAAGAGGUCAUCAAAGCCUGUCCACAGUGUAGAGUGAAGUCCUCUUUUUACAUUCCCAGUAAGUACUGGGUUUGUGAGGGAGAGCCAAAGGAAGCAUUGAUUGCUUCAUUUAAAGAAAAGAGCAGUAAAAUAAAGUGCAAUUUCUUCAUGCGUCAUGGAUGCUGCCCCUUUGCAUCAGAGUGCAUCUUUAGCCAUGAGCUACCACCUGGGCACAGACCUCAUCGUAGAUGUUUUAGACCCAAGAAUGCUUUGGAGUUGCUGGAGGAUAUGGAUAGUGAGGACCAGCGGCUUUUAAGCUACCUCAUUGCCCUGACCCUUUUGGAUGAUGAUGACUUUGAUUUUAUCCAAUUUGAGCUUGUCUGAUACAUGGGCAAAGCUUUGAAUACUUCAUGGAUACUGGGUCCUGGAGGUCAUUACUUUGUGUAAUUGAUUAAUUUUGUGAUGUGCCAUUAACAGUCUCUAAGCAUGGUGUAUAAAGACCUCUUGCUUCCCAAUGCACUAAACUGCUUGAGCCAUUGUAUGUUGUCUAAUUUUCAGUCUCCAUCUGUCUUUUUAAGAUGUUACUGGCAUUUUGUGUUCAAUGGACAGGGGAAAAACAUUUUGAAAGUAGUGCUGCUUUUCUCUUGGAGACCAGGUCUAAAGUAUUUUGUAACUUUAUAAAAAGGCUGAAAAUAAUUGUCAUACUUGAAUUUAGUAUUUGUUUACUUAUAUACUGUUACUGGAAUCUUCUCAAUGAGUGCCUCAUAGUAAUAUUUGCACAUUUGUAUGUUACUUUAAGAAUAGAUUUUAAUGAUACAAGUCUUCAGUUUUAUUUUUGUGUAAAGCAGGCCAGAGUGCUCAACUCCACUCUUGGAUAGCUGGGUCCAGCAUAAUUUGGUAGUUUGCCUGCUCACACCUUGAUUACCAGGUUUGUGUUUGAAUGGGAAUUCAAACUGUGCUGGACAGCGGGAUCAGAGUUGGGCAUCUCUGGCCUGAAAUCAGCCACUUGAGCCAUGUGUUACUCCUGUUAAACCAAACACUGACUGUUUAUUUUUGAACAUUGCUUUAGCCUGAGAUUACUCGAAUGUAACCUGUUGACUGGCUUCUGGAAACUGUUAUACCUGUCAACACUGCAAUAUACACCAAGACUUGGCAUCACAUUUUAUGACUUUUAUUAAGUGUUUGCUCAAAUGGGGGGGAAAAAAAGAUAAGAUAAUAAAGUGUUUGGUUUGCCUCA